GAUUCUUUUUGAAACGAGGCUAAUCCAAGAUGCAGUUCAGUUACCAUAGGCCAAAAUGGAGGACGUGAAGCCAGUCGUUGGAAUGAAAAGACCGCUAGUUGAGGAGUAUGAUAGCGAAGAGGAAGUUGAGCAGAAGGCUAGAGUAAAAGUUGAAUCAAACCGAGGUCGCCACUGUCCUUAUCUUGACACAAUAAACAGAUCAGUAUUGGAUUUUGACUUUGAAAAGCUUUGCACUGUUUCUCUGUCACAUCUUAAUGUCUAUGCCUGUUUGGUGUGUGGAAAGUAUUUCCAAGGAAGAGGAGAACAUUCCCAUGCAUACACCCACAGUGUUCAUGUUAGUCACCAUGUUUACAUGAACUUACAUACAUUAAAGUUUUAUUGCUUGCCAGACAACUAUGAAAUUGUCGACUCAUCGUUGGAUGACAUCAAGUAUGUGCUAAAACCAACGUUUACCAAAGAACUGAUUGAAAGACUCGAUUCAAACGGUGAUAUGUCACGUGCUUUUGAUGGCACUUUGUAUCUUCCGGGCAUUGUUGGGGUCAACAAUAUAAAGGCGAACGAUUAUUUGAAUGUCGUCUUGCAGGCUUUGUCUUUUGUCACUCCGAUUCGAAACUUCUUCUUGAAAGAAGACAAUUACGGCUCAAUCAAGAGGCCGCCAGGUGACACGAUGUUUCCGCUUGUGCAAAGAUUCGGAGAGCUCAUCAGAAAAAUCUGGAAUCCUAGAAACUUCAAAGCACAUGUCAGUCCACACGAAAUGUUGCAGGCGGUCUCUUCAUGCAGCAAGAAAAAGUUUCAAUUUACUGCCCAAGGUUUCCCGAUUGACUUCUUGUCAUGGUUUCUAAACUCGAUUCAUAUCACAUUAAAUGGGACCAAAAAACCAAACAGCAGUACAAUCUUCAAAACAUUCAGAGGAGAAAUGAUUGUUCACAGCAGAAAACUCCCACAAACUGAGAACGAGGAUGAGAUGAAAAAACUCAUGGAACUUGACGAAUACAAAGAAACAAAAAGCCAGGCACCAUUUCUGUACUUAACGCUUGAUAUCCCCCAAGCACCACUUUUUAAGGAUGAACUGGAGGCAAAUAUCAUUCCACAGGUUCCACUCAUUAAUCUACUUCAGAAGUUUGAUGGCGUGCAAGAAAAGGAAUAUAAAACAUACAAAGAAAGUUUUGUGAAAAGAUUCCAGCUAACAAAGCUGCCACCCUAUUUGAUAAUCUUUCUCAAGAGAUUCAACAACAACACAUUUUUCAUCGAAAAAAAUCCAACCAUUGUCAAUUUUCCAAUCAAAAACUUGGAUAUGAAAGAAUACUUGGUAGAUGACCCGAAGGUAGUAGAAAAACAUCCUCAUACAUCUUAUGAUCUCGUCGCCAACAUAUCACAUGACGGAGAACCAGGCUCUGGGAAAGGAAACUUUAAAGUUCAUGUCUAUCACAAGGGCGCUAAGCAUUGGUUUGAGCUUCAAGAUUUACACGUGAAAGAAAUUCUUCCGCCAAUGAUCACACUUUCAGAGUCCUAUAUCCAGAUAUGGGAGUUGCAACAGAGCUGAUCGGCUCUACAUGCCUACAUGAAGGCGACAACCUGGUGAAGACGACUUACAAAGAGAAGUGGUCAGAAGUGAAGACCAACGGUUGAUAAAUUCUGAUGGGUUACAACAUUGGGAAGAAUACUUACAAUAAUACUAAAUAUCUUAUUUAUGGAGACGGAUUGAAGAAUCUUUCCAGUGUAAACGUGUUAAGAUUCUUGUUUUAAAUUUCGCCACAUAACAUUUCGUCCUGUUAUUGUAGCCAUGAUAAUCGACUUUCAGGUAAGAAUCGAAUAGAGUUUCUCAGUUGAAGUCUCAGGGUUGUUUGUUUCAGUCUUUGUGAAUCCAACAUUUUUAGUGGUAGCUUUUGUGGAUAAUAGAAUUGAUCCAGCAGAGUCAAUGCCAGUUACUUUAACAUAUUUCUCUGUCGUAGCUAAUAUGUAGGGUGUGAAAGACUGUGGUCCUCGUGCUGUUUGACUUAGAUCUUCUUCAUCAGUCAAUAGUUAGAGGAUUUGCGUCUAUUUUAAAUGGGUGCGGUGGAGAGUUUUAAAAGAAACUAUCCUUGUCCCCUUUGAUGUACACCUUCACCUGUUUGAAUAAUUACGAGUAGGUUUUUUUAUGUAGUAAUCAAUAAUUUUUCACUUCUAUUGGUCGAACAAUAUCCAUUUGAUCAGAUGGUAAAUCUCAACAUAAA
Rhopilema esculentum is the source of this 2213-nucleotide messenger RNA. RefSeq names its product ubiquitin carboxyl-terminal hydrolase 39. Gene Ontology annotation, molecular function: cysteine-type deubiquitinase activity; zinc ion binding. NCBI's taxonomy places the organism in Eukaryota, Metazoa, Cnidaria, Scyphozoa, Rhizostomeae, Rhizostomatidae. The record is from RefSeq and is a predicted model, not a curated record. Gene Ontology annotation, biological process: spliceosomal complex assembly; protein deubiquitination; mRNA processing.